UCUCUCAAACACUCACUCACUCAUCCAUCACUUCCUCUCUCCCAAAAACACACUAAGAAAAAUGAUUCUCAAAGCUGCGCCUGCGUUUAAUCUGUUGAAUUCGCAGGCUGAAAAUUUGAGCGCUCUGUUCCUCUCAACUUCCUCUUCUCUCGCGGUUAAGAAUCUCGACGGGAGAAACGGAAAUGGAUUCGCGGUGUGCGCCGCCAAGCACACCAACAGCAAGCCCCUAACCGGCGUCGUUUUCGAGCCGUUCGAAGAGGUCAAGAAGGAGCUCAUGCUUGUGCCUAGCGUCUCUCAAGCCUCUCUUGCUCGCCAUAAGUAUUCCGACGACUGUGAGGCCGCCAUCAACGAACAAAUCAACGUGGAGUACAAUGUUUCGUAUGUGUACCACGCGAUGUUCGCCUAUUUUGAUAGAGACAACGUUGCUCUCAAAGGACUUGCUAAGUUUUUCAAGGAGUCUAGUGUUGAAGAAAGAGAGCAUGCUGAAAAAUUGAUGGAAUACCAGAACAAGCGAGGCGGAAAAGUGAAGCUGCAGUCGAUUGUGAUGCCGCUUUCGGAGUUCGAUCAUGCGGAGAAAGGAGAUGCAUUGUAUGCUAUGGAGUUGGCACUGUCUCUAGAAAAGUUGACUAAUGAGAAGCUUCUAAAUCUACAUGCUGUAGCCUCUAAAUGCAAUGAUGUGCAACUGACUGAUUUUGUUGAGAGCGAGUACUUGGGGGAGCAGGUGGAAUCUAUCAAGAAAAUAUCUGAAUAUGUUGCACAGUUGAGGAGAGUGGGUAAAGGCCACGGUGUUUGGCACUUUGAUCAGAUGCUGCUUGAGGAGGCCGUUGCUUGAAAAUUAGUCGAUCUUUAACCUGGCUUGCCACCCUGCGCAGCUCACUACCCCAUUCGAUUUUGCAUAGUGAACUUGUGUGUGCUAGUUUGAUAAGAUGGUAUUGAUGCAUGAAGUUUAUAUGACUUGUCUAGUAGCAGUAUCAGAAUUUCUUAGUAGCUGGUGCAUCCGAUGCGAGGAUGGGUAGAUUUUACAAUUCGACAUUUCUAUCUAAUGCGUUUCUUGAUAUAUUUUACUUGCUUGUUUGAUUU
This is a messenger RNA of Salvia hispanica, 1080 nucleotides long. RefSeq names its product ferritin-2, chloroplastic-like. Gene Ontology annotation, molecular function: ferrous iron binding; ferric iron binding. Lineage: Eukaryota; Viridiplantae; Streptophyta; Magnoliopsida; Lamiales; Lamiaceae. The record is from RefSeq and is a predicted model, not a curated record. Gene Ontology annotation, biological process: intracellular iron ion homeostasis; iron ion transport. Gene Ontology annotation, cellular component: cytoplasm.